Arabidopsis thaliana (thale cress) is the source of this 1385-nucleotide messenger RNA. RefSeq names its product nucleolar/coiled-body phosphoprotein. NCBI's taxonomy places the organism in Eukaryota, Viridiplantae, Streptophyta, Magnoliopsida, Brassicales, Brassicaceae. The record is from RefSeq and is marked reviewed. Gene Ontology annotation, cellular component: nucleolus. The transcript has 6 exons. The coding region runs from base 114 to 1106 and encodes 330 amino acids.
GUCUUGAGCUCAAAUUGAAAACACGAGCUUCCUAAACCCUAGCAGCAGAGUCUUCCGUAAACCCAGCUCUCUUAGCUCUCACGCCUCGUCAAUUGUUGACCUGUAGGAUAGAUAUGGGCAACGAGAGCAAAACCUCGGCUUUGGAAUCGGAGCAGAAGGCUCUUCUUCUCCGUUCGGUAGCUCAAUACUUGGAACGAUGUGGUUUUUCCAAAUGCUUCAAGAAAUUGCUCUCCGAAGCUGAAAUCGAGAAGAAGGAAUUGAACACUAGUUUACCUGAUUUAGAGGAAAUUUUCAGCGAGUUUUUGAACAAGAGAGAUCAUGAAGCUGCAGCUAAUGGAAAUACCGAGGCGAAUGUAGUGGAAGCUGUAGAGAAUGUAAAGAAGGAUAAGAAGAAGAAGAAGAACAAGGAAACAAAGGUGGAGGUAACUGAGGAAGAGAAGGUCAAAGAGACUGAUGCUGUGAUUGAAGAUGGAGUUAAGGAGAAGAAGAAGAAGAAGGAAACUAAGGUGAAAGUAACCGAGGAGGAGAAGGUCAAAGAGACUGAUGCUGUGAUUGAAGAUGGAGUUAAGGAGAAAAAGAAGAAGAAGAGCAAGUCGAAAUCUGUUGAGGCUGAUGAUGAUAAGGAGAAAGUUUCAAAGAAAAGGAAAAGAUCAGAGCCUGAAGAGACUAAAGAAGAGACUGAGGAUGAUGAUGAAGAAUCAAAACGUAGGAAGAAGGAAGAGAAUGUAGUUGAAAACGAUGAGGGUGUUCAAGAGACACCUGUUAAGGAGACUGAAACUAAGGAAAACGGAAAUGCUGAGAAAAGUGAGACAAAGUCAACAAAUCAGAAGUCAGGAAAAGGGCUUUCUAACUCAAAAGAGCCGAAGAAACCGUUUCAGAGGGUGAACGUUGACGAAAUUGUGUACACUGAGAAUAGCAACUCGUACUAUUCAAAGGGUGGUGCUGAAAUUGGCUAUGGUCUUAAAGCUCAAGAGGUUCUCGGGCAAGUGAGAGGAAGGGAUUUCCGACAUGAGAAGACGAAGAAGAAACGAGGAAGCUACAGAGGAGGAUUGAUCGAUCAAGAGUCACAUUCGACUAAGUUUAAUAACUCAGACGACGAAGAAUGAUUGAUAAGCAGACAACACUGCCUUUUUGACAUUGCUUCGUUUCGAUUUAUCUUUUUCUUUUCUUUUGCUUUGAUCAUUUCAAUACCCGUAAUAGGGCUCAAGUUUUGUGUCUGUGCACUCCUUUGAUACUUAUAUGAACAUGAUUCAGUUUCAGUUUCUUGUUCACUAAAUUGACUUCAAAGAUUCUUGUUUUAAUUUCUGUGUGGCAUAGAAAAUGAGAAUUUGCUUAAAGAGUUGGGCUAGAUCCUGGAAAAUAGUUUUGAGUUCAAAACUUAACCG